AAUUGAAUUCCGCUUCAAGCCUUUGUCUUCUAGACAUCAUAAGGACAUAUUGGUACCAUUACAGUUGCACCAAAUCUUCGAAAUUAAGAUGCCUCACAAACAUACAAGGCGGGAGAGGGAUGAAUCCGACUUCAACCUCCCCCCAACCGUAAUAGCAAGGCCCCUCCCGGUAGCUGCUCCUAAAAAAGCGGCAGCGGCGAAGCAGACGGGUAGCAAAACCUCAACAGCACACCCAGUCAAGAGUACGAAGCGAAAGCGAGGCCGUGAUGCCAAUGGCGAUGAUGCGCCGAGGGCUUUCAAGAGGUUGAUGGCAUUUGCCGGGGGCCAGAAGUUGCGCUCGGGCCUAGACGACGGAAACCCGGCGCCGUCGAAGAAGCAAAAGAAGAAAAACGCCGCCGAAGCAGCUGCAGCAGCCGAAACCAAAAAACAGAAUGAACAGGUAGAGAUCCCCAAGAUCAAGCCUGGCGAAAGGAUGUCCGACUUUGCGGCUCGGGUGGACGCCGCACUACCCGUCAGCGGACUGGCCAACAAGGGCAUCAAGAACGGCAAGGAUCCGGUCGGCCUCAAAGUAUGGAGGACGAGGAAAGAGCGAAAGAUGCAUAAGCUGUACGAUCAGUGGAGGGAGGAGGAGCGGAAGAUACAGGAGCAGCGUGAGGAAGCAGCUGAGCUAGCCGAGGAGAAGGCUUUUGAGGAAGAAGAAGCCGGCAUCAAAUGGGAUGGGGAUGAUGACGGUGAGACUGCGGGGGCAUCGGGAAAGAAGAAGCAGAAGAAGGGCAAGAGGGCUCGGUUGCUUGGAGAAGCAGCUGCAAAGGAGGAUGACCCUUGGGAGGAGCUGAAAAAGAAGCGGGGAGAGACGAAAAUUGGACUGAACGAUGUCGCCCAGGCGCCCCCGGAACUUAAGAAGCUCACGGGCAAGAAAUUGACGGUGAGGGGUGCAGCUGUCGAGGUUGACGGGAUACCCAAAGCCGCCGGCAGUUUGAGGCGGAGAGAGGAGCUCCAGGAAGUCAGGAACAAUGUGGUGACUUCGUAUAGAAAAAUGAUGGAGCAAAAGAGGGCAAACCUGGCUGUAUAGUAUAGUCUAGGUUUUUGUGUUGUCUUGAUGCAAAAUAUACGAUACCC
Pyricularia grisea is the source of this 1119-nucleotide messenger RNA. RefSeq lists its product as uncharacterized. The transcript is spliced from 2 exons. The record is from RefSeq and is a predicted model, not a curated record. Bases 89 to 1072 code for a protein of 327 amino acids. NCBI's taxonomy places the organism in Eukaryota, Fungi, Ascomycota, Sordariomycetes, Magnaporthales, Pyriculariaceae.